Zeugodacus cucurbitae (melon fly) is the source of this 4865-nucleotide messenger RNA. RefSeq names its product armadillo repeat-containing protein 2. The coding region runs from base 207 to 3257 and encodes 1016 amino acids. Gene Ontology annotation, biological process: cilium organization. NCBI's taxonomy places the organism in Eukaryota, Metazoa, Arthropoda, Insecta, Diptera, Tephritidae. The record is from RefSeq and is a predicted model, not a curated record. The transcript is spliced from 9 exons.
CAGGAUAACAACCAGCCAUUUGGAAUAUUUUCCUGCCAAUUUCUUGCAGUAAAUGCGCAAAAAAGUGUCGCUCAAAAAUAUCAGUGUAGUGAAAAAUAAAUACGAAAUCUGAAAAUGAGUUUCGAAAAAUGUGCGUUUAAGCGUUAGAAAAAAAACUGAUUAACGGUAUUAAAGUUGAAGUUUAGUGUGGAUUUGAAAUUUUUAGAAUGAUAUUGCUCAAGAAGCGACGCUCACAAAGUGAAAGUCGAAAAGUGGAACAUUCCCGCAAGUACGCACAAGCGCUCGAUAAUCGAGCGGAAGAUAGAUUGUUGCAACAACAGCAAAUCAUACAAAGUUUUGCAUUUGGCGAUACAACAACAACAAAUAGUCUGGAAAGACGUAAAACAUCAGCAGAAAUGAUAAGCGAAGCCAAGUCCAUGCUGGCGGAGAUCGCGACCAAAGCCGCGCAUAACGGUAGUGAUGGCAGCAACAACAAUAACAGCAAUCGCAUAGGAAUUGGUGGCGUGCGAGUGGUCAGCACGCGUCGUCCCAUCACGCCACGCGAAACUGGACGCGCGCUCUACGGCAAGGUCGCAUUAGCCGGAAGACCGCCCAGCGCUUUUUCUUUACGCUAUUUACAAAACGAGAAUCAACGACAUGCGCCUAUGACCCCUUCGCUGGAACCCAUACCGGUACACCAACAGGAAGUCAAUGAACCAAAUGGAAAUGACUUGGAAAAAGAAGUAGAAGCACAACAAGCUACACGACGCACUUCGAGGCGUUCGAAUUCGUGGGACGCACGUUGUGAUAUGACUGAAGGGAGUAUUGGUGGCGGUGGCGUGGCUAAAGGUGGCACGAGUGGUCAAGCGAAACAAUUGCCCAGAAAGUUGCCAGCUUUGGAGAUUCGUGGUGUAGCGUUAGAAGCGAAGCAACGCACCGAUGCCGUCACGAAUAGGGAACGCUUCAAAACGGCGCAGGGUAGCAGUGAGAAUAGCUCACUGGAUAUGAGUGGCUCUAAUACGGCGAUCAAUAUUUUGAGUUCACGCAAAUUUCAGCAACGUAAUUGUCAUUUGCUGGCGCAAUCACCCACUGAGAAGCUUAUAGGCUUGCUGAAGGAGCACGCCGGUCUCAAGGAAUGUAGCGAGGAGACUGCAAAUCAUAUUAAUUCGAUACUUGCCGAACUCUACAUGCGUGUGCGUAAAAAUGAGAAGCACUACAAGCGCGGUUUCAUAUUGGGCGGACUUUAUGGUUUGGUGGAGUGCGCCUCACCUAAAAUACUGCUAGGAGUCGCACGCGUGGUACUUGCGCUACGCGUCACUGGUAGCAAUUUGACUGGUGCCUGCAAACUCAUUUUUAAAGUGGCACGCAAUGAGCUGAAUGAUCAACUUUUCCACGACAACGACCUGCUCGACUUGCUAAUCGACGGUUUGGGACGCGCUAGUCCGUUAGACGAUCCCGAGGCUUGUAUUUACGGCUAUGGUUCUAUACGUUUUCUCACCACCAGCACCGGACAGGAGCGCGGCGCUGAAGUGUUGAUGCCCAGCAAAGACACAAAUCGUAAUUGGACAGAGUGUUGGGAAUUGCCACGCAAACCUGCUACGGCACCGGCACCCGGCACCGACACAAAACAGGCGCUGGAACAAUCGCAGCAGGAUCGUUAUCAGAAAUUAAGCAAACAGAAUACGCUGGUCGAACGUCUGGCACGCCACGGCGCUGUCGAGUUGAUGGUCUUGCAUUUACAAAUACUGAAUGAAGCAGGUGCCACACAAAAACUCACUGGUCCACCAUUGCAUUCGUUGUAUCAGUUGUCUGCCGCAUUGCGUGCUCUAUCCGAUGUGCGUCAGACGACGCAUUCCUUCGAGAAGGAUUUGAAUGCAACGGGCAGCAAUGAAUUGCUAGUACAGGAUGCAGGCAUUGGGCAACAGCAGAGCAUACAAUUGGAAUUGGCGUGUCCCCAUUUGGUGCGUGCCGCGGAGGUGGCCACUGGCGAGCUGGAGGUGCAAGCGAACAUUGUGCGCACACUGAGUGUGCUAUCCGAGGACAGCGACUGUUGUCAUGUUUUGGUCAACUACACAGCGCGCAUUGGCAUGCUGUUGGGUCCGUGUUGUGAGAUCUUUGAUAAUGCCUCUGAAAAAUUGCUAUCACUAUUCAGUCGAUUGGGCUAUAUACUUGGCAAUAUAAUGGCCAAAUACGAUAAUGCUCGGGUGCAGUUCUACCACAACGACGUGGCCAUGCAGUAUUUGCUACGCGUACUGGAACUGUACUCAAAAGAGCCGCUGACACUGCACAACUCACUCGGCGACACCGUGAUCGAUGUGCUCGUCAAAAUGAUACGCGUCGUCGCAAAUAUGAGCGUCAACACCGAGGUGGGCAUUGGUUUGGGCAAUAUGCAUAAUCUGGGUGUUAUAAUGUUGAAUCUACUGAACGCCAUCACGCAUAUGAAGGCCAUACAAUUGAAGAGCGAUCUGCAGGAAUUGUUGCAUGCAACAUUAGGCGCGCUGCACAAUCUGUGCUUCUAUCAGGAGCAGAACAGCACACCGGCACAAGUGUUGGCCGCCAAGGGUUCAUUGCAGUGUGUGCUCGGCGACUUGGCCACGGCACUCUACUAUGCGCUGAAGACAUGUCGCGACGAUGCAUCACAGGUGGAGACGGCGCGCGUUUUGGGCAAUUUGACACGCAACGACAAGGCACGUCGCUACUUCUGCCGCAACGGCGGACUAGCUUUGGUCGUGAAACAACUGUCCGCUGGCGUUGCCAGUCAGGCAUACGAUUUCAAGGCCUGUGCCAUUGGCGUGCUCGUUAACUUGUUGGGCGAUGCGGAGAAUCGUGCGCCAUUCAUGCAACACAAAGGCGCCGAAUUGCUAUACACACUGCUCGGUGCCGCAUUGCAAGAGGAGGAUUGGUUUUUGGCUACGAUCAUUUGUCAAGCGUUGUGGAAUCUGCUAAUCGACGCCAACAAUGUGGCGGACGUGUGUCAGGAGCAAGUGUUGGAUGAUGUUUGUGAUUUGUUGGUCGACUAUUUGGAUGAGGAACGCUUGUUUGAGCACAGCACACGACCGGAUGUGGUUUGGGAGGGCUUUGCAGUGGUCGCCACCGACUUAUUGGAGCGCAUACAGGCGAGCUACGACAAGCAGGAACAAGAGGAGGCCGAAGCAGAGAAGCAAAAACAGCAACAACAACAACAAAACGCCAAUGUGAGAAGUGAUAAGAAGCAUGGCGGAGUGGAGGAUGAUAUUAAUGAAGACGAAGAUGAUGAUGUUUACAUUGAAGAAAUGUGAGCUUGCUAGAGCCAAGAGAUAAAUGUGUGAAGCAGUAAAUGUAUGUAUGAUUAAACGAUAAGCUUUUGAGCCACAUCAAAAUGAAAGAAAUAAAUAAAUGAGAGAAUUUAAACAAAAACGUGAAAAUCAAAACAAAAAAUCCCACUAAUUGUUGUUAUUGUUCUGAAUUCUGUGUGAAAAUGGAGCAGCGGACUGUCUAAAGCACACGCUUACAAUACAAUGAAUGGCAUUGCCACUAUUUGUACUCACGCGCACUCACACAUCGUCAGUGCGUCCGCCUACUUUCUCCCCCGAACACUUUUGUCGGCUGACUGGCUGGCUGGCAAUGCAUGCGGCAAUCGGGCUCGCCAAUAGCGAUGACGACAUCGACCACUUUAUAACUAACAUUUAUCACAGUUUACCAUUUCCUACGCUCUUUUAGUGUUAGUUUUUAUUAAACGUUGUUUUCAAAUAACUGCCGAGCAACUGGUCACAAUGCAUGGUCGAUUUGUGCUCGAUGGAAUGGUCAAAUAGCCACUUAUAAGAGCGGUAUUUCAAUAUUUCCGUCAAACCAAACUACUGUGCUAAAAAAAUAUGACAAAAAUUGAAAAGGAAACAAGCACACAAAAGAGUUUGAAAGCAGAAUGACAACAAAAACAAAACAAAAAGUAAGGUGUACCACGCACAUACACUCAUAUAAAAUCUAGUAAAAAAAAAUCAACACCAAACUUCUUGCUGUGACAACAACAACAACAACAGAGCGUGUCUUAAAAUUUUCAAAAAAUUCGUACAUAACUGAGCAUCGCCGACAAGUCGUACUUGAGUGUGGAGAUACAAUUCCAUUUGUGUUUUUGUUUUUGUUUUUGUACAUUCAUUUAUUUCAUUCUUUUUGUUUCUUACAACCGCAUCGGCGAAUUGAAAACGCAAACCGAAUUUUAAUUUGCCAACCCAACCAAAAAUGAGUGCUGCGCCGCCACCUCUAGUAUCGCCAUACCAACAAUGCGCCUCUUGGCCCAUACAAAUAUGUAUGGAUAUACACAUGUGUGUAUAUGCAAGAAAUGUACGUUUGUAAAUGUGUUUGUGGUAUCAUCUCGUUUUGGUUAUCGACGACGUCGAACGGCGCUCAGUCAGUCAGCGACUAAACGCAAAAUUGUUAUGGGUUUCGAAGGUAGCAAGCAGUGUAUGAAUCAUCGACGCUCCUAGUUAUGAUUACGGCCGAGAGUUUGCAAAUGAAAUUUAAUAUUGUACAUUAGAAAUGUGUUAAAUAAAAUUAUAACGCGCAAUGUUUAGUUGCGGCUUUUUGGCGAUAUUUUUGUUUUAAAUGUGAACUCAAGUAGAGGCCUAAACUUUAAUAUACAUAAAUAUAACAUAAAUAUAAAAAUUUGAAUUUCUUGCAAGAAAAUUAAAAAAAAAAAUUUAGAAAAAAAUUGCCUUUACUAUAGCUUAGUCAUUUGUAUUUAUAUAUAUGUAUGUAUGUAUGUAUAAACGAUUUUCAAAUUUCAAUAACCGACUUUCAAUAAGCUUUUAAUAAAUAUCUAGCAAUAAUAUAAUACGUUCAUUUGUAAAUAUUUUGCCUUUCAAAGCAAUGAUGUCAUUUCAAGUAAAACUGAAUAAAUUAAUACAUAAAUA